Molecule: messenger RNA, 2744 nt
Organism: Austrofundulus limnaeus
Lineage: Eukaryota; Metazoa; Chordata; Actinopteri; Cyprinodontiformes; Rivulidae
Gene: apeh1
Product: acylaminoacyl-peptide hydrolase
Exons: 23
Coding region: 119-2308 (729 amino acids)
Biological process (GO): proteolysis
Molecular function (GO): serine-type endopeptidase activity
Source: RefSeq, a predicted model, not a curated record
AAGUUAUUUUAUUUUGAAAUCAGGAAGAUUGAGGGAAUCCUGGAUUUUUUUGUCCCCCUCAACUUUCCUCUGGAACAUUUGUUCCAUUGUGGACUCAACUGGAGACUAGCAACACAACAUGGGGUCACGGGUGAUGACCAGACCGGAGGAUAUCGCCAAACUCUACCGAGAGCUCAGCCUCUUCCCAUCUCUGAGCAGAGCAGACGUAGGACCUGUCAUCACCUCUCAGUAUGGAGGCAAAUACAGCAACAUCUACACAGAAUGGAGCCAGCGUGAUCUGGAGAGGAACGAGAAUGUCAAGUUUUGCAGACAGUAUAUUGUAUUCCAYGAUGACAAGUCUGUGGUCUUCUCUGGAGCKUCUGGAAACUGCACUGAAAUCAAAGGAGAGGUUCUGAGUAAGGACUCUCCAUCUGGUGAGAUGAAGGCAGUUGUUAGAGAAUGCACAAUCAAAGGAGAAGAGAAGCAGUUUUUGGAGAUCUGGAGUAAAAACAUAAAGAUGAAGAGCAUAAAUCUGACAGCCUUAAAGAAGCACGGCAAAGUCUAUGAAGAUGAGCAGUUUGGCAGCUUGGUUUGGUCUCACUCUGAGACACACCUCCUGUAUGUGGCAGAGAAAAAAAGACCCAAGGCUGAAUCUUACUUCCAGACGGAGUUACCAGAAUUGUCUUCAAUUGAAGACGAAGAGGAGACCAUCAAGGUGGAGAAAAAGGAGACUGCAAAAGGGGAGCAGUUUGCCUACCAUGAGGACUGGGGAGAGGCCUUGGUUAGUAAGAGCCUUCCAGAGCUUUGUGUUUUGGACAUUGAGGGGGACAACGUCUCUGUGUUGGAAGGAGUGCCUGAUGAUAUCUCACCUGGACAGGCAUUUUGGGCUCCAGGUGACACAGGUGUGGUCUUUGUAGGCUGGUGGCACGAGCCCUUCAGACUUGGCCUYMAGYWMWGCCCCAAUCGAAGGUCCUCGUUGUUUUAUGUGGAUCUUACUGGUGGUAAAUGUGAGCAACUUUCAUCAGGCACCAGUGCAGUUUGUUCCCCAAGACUGAGUCCGGACCAGUGCCGGAUUGUCUACCUGGAAUGUUCUGUUUAUGGACCACAUCUGCAGUGCAGCAAACUUUGUAUGUACGACUGGUACACUAAGAAGACCUCAGUAGUGGUGGAUGUUGUUAGUCGACCUAGAGAAGAUGGCUUUACUGGCAUCUACAGUUCUCAGCUGUCACCCCAGUGCUGGUCUGCUGAUAGUCAGCGUAUUAUUGUUGCUUGUCCUCAGCGCAGCCGCAAGGAUCUCUUAGUGGUGGAUAUAAAUACAGGCAGCAUCACCUCUCUGACUGCAAAGUCUGAUAUUGGUAACUGGWGCUUGCUGAACAUAGAGAGAGAUCUGAUGGUGGUCAGCUGCUCYUCUCCCAACUGUCCUCCAUGUCUGAGAGUGGGUUUCCUUCCAGGCAGAGAUUCUCAGGAGGAAGUUGUUUGGGUUACAUUGGAAGACUCUCAGUCAAUGCCAGAAAUUGAUUGGCAGAUCAUGACUUUCACUCCUCCCCCAGAGCAGGAAAACAGUCAAUACCCGGGCCUUGAUUUUGAAGCUUUGCUGAUUAAACCAAAGGAAGUCAAAGACAUGAAGCUGCCUUUAAUUGUCAUCCCACAUGGUGGUCCUCACUCUGGGUUUGUUGCUGAAUGGCUGCUGUCCCCCUCUGUGCUGUGCAAGAUGGGCUUUGCUGUGUUACUGGUGAACUAUCGUGGCUCUCUUGGGUACGGCCAGGACAGCAUCCUCUCCUUGCCAGGCAAUGUUGGCGUCCAGGAUGUCAAAGAUGUUCAGUUUGCUGUUGAAAGUGUUCUGAAAAGCAGUGAGUUUGACACACAGAAGGUGGCAGUUUCUGGUGGAUCACACGGGGGGUUUCUCUCAUGCCAUCUAAUUGGCCAAUACCCAGGGUUCUACAAGGCCUGUGUGGCCCGCAACCCCGUCAUCAAUUUGGCCUCCAUGAUUGGCAGCACAGACAUCCCAGACUGGUGCAUGGUUGAGGCUGGUUACGACUACAGUCCWGACUGUCUUCCUGAUCCUGCUGUUUGGGAGCAGAUGUUAAACAAGUCUCCCAUUAAAUACAUACCUCAGGUUAAAACACCAGUGCUGCUUACUUUAGGGGAAGAUGACAAGCGUGUACCUAACAAGCAAGGAAUUGAGUACUACAAAGCUCUAAAGGCAAGGCAGAUCCCAGUUCGGUUGCUGUGGUACCCAGGAAACAAUCACUCUCUCUCAAAGGUGGAUGCAGAAUCUGACGGAUUCAUGAACAUCGCUUUGUGGAUUAUUCAACACCUGRAUCUGUGAUGGUCAAUUUAACGAAUCRCRUUAGAAGAUCCUGCUUUAUAUGAUUUUUAUUUUCCUGUUUUGUCAUCCAAUCUGAAGCCAAAAUUUUGUAAUUUUUUUAUCCAGACAAAACACGCCUCCUUUACUUUACUCAUAAUCUUUACUAAAAACUGCUGUAUGGAUGGGAAAAUAACAGUUUUAACAUUGUGCUUGAAGCAUUGUUGAUUCAACUGAAAAUAUAUAUUUAAACAGUUAUUACUCUUCCCUGCAUUAAAAUACAGAAAACAGUAAAAGGGCUUUUCAUUGUUUUAGCUUUGAUACAUACACAGUURCAAGGAGAACUUGUUUUACAAUCAGCCUACCUUGUAAAUUUUCUUGAGUAAUUAUUUUGUGUUAAAUCGUUUCUUUUCUGAUGCUAUGUUUUAAUGCACUUAAUAAACUGAUUUUGAAAAACUUA